Molecule: messenger RNA, 3164 nt
Organism: Pipistrellus kuhlii (Kuhl's pipistrelle)
Lineage: Eukaryota; Metazoa; Chordata; Mammalia; Chiroptera; Vespertilionidae
Gene: EHD1
Product: EH domain containing 1
Exons: 5
Coding region: 207-1811 (534 amino acids)
Biological process (GO): clathrin-dependent synaptic vesicle endocytosis; endosomal transport
Cellular component (GO): clathrin-coated pit; plasma membrane; cytoplasm
Molecular function (GO): GTP binding; molecular adaptor activity; calcium ion binding
Source: RefSeq, a predicted model, not a curated record
CUUAUAAAGGGCGCGGGCCGGGGCGCGCCUCACUCCGCCGAGGGCCUGUGACGUGCGCCUGCGCAGUGCGGCCCCCUCCCGCCCCCGGCCCCGCCAGCCGGCCGCCGCCUCUCCGCCCCUCGGCCGGCCGGGCCCCGCCUCGGUGCGCGCCUCUGCCCGCCGCAGCCGCCGCUCUCCCCGCAGCAGCCCGCCCGGCGUCCGGCAGCAUGUUCAGCUGGGUGAGCAAGGACGCGCGGCGCAAGAAGGAGCCGGAGCUCUUCCAGACGGUGGCCGAGGGGCUGCGGCAGCUGUACUCGCAGAAGCUGCUGCCCCUGGAGGAGCACUACCGCUUCCACGAGUUCCACUCGCCGGCGCUGGAAGACGCCGACUUCGACAACAAGCCCAUGGUGCUGCUCGUGGGCCAGUACAGCACCGGCAAGACCACCUUCAUCCGGCACCUGAUCGAGCAGGACUUCCCGGGAAUGCGCAUCGGGCCCGAGCCCACCACCGACUCGUUCAUCGCGGUCAUGCACGGCCCCACUGAGGGCGUGGUGCCGGGCAACGCGCUCGUCGUGGACCCGCGGCGGCCCUUCCGCAAGCUCAACGCCUUCGGCAACGCCUUCCUCAACAGGUUCAUGUGCGCCCAGCUGCCCAACCCGGUCUUGGACAGCAUCAGCAUCAUCGACACGCCCGGCAUCCUGUCCGGAGAGAAACAGCGCAUCAGCAGAGGGUACGACUUCGCGGCCGUCCUGGAGUGGUUCGCCGAGCGCGUCGACCGCAUCAUCCUGCUUUUCGACGCCCACAAGCUGGACAUCUCGGACGAGUUCUCCGAGGUCAUCAAGGCCCUCAAGAACCACGAGGACAAGAUCCGCGUGGUGCUGAACAAGGCCGACCAGAUCGAGACGCAGCAGCUGAUGCGGGUGUACGGGGCCCUCAUGUGGUCCCUGGGCAAGAUCAUCAACACGCCCGAGGUGGUCCGGGUCUACAUCGGCUCCUUCUGGUCCCACCCCCUCCUCAUCCCCGACAACCGCAAGCUCUUCGAGGCCGAGGAGCAGGACCUGUUCAAAGACAUCCAGUCCCUGCCCCGCAACGCCGCCCUCCGGAAGCUCAACGACCUCAUCAAGCGGGCGAGGCUGGCCAAGGUGCACGCCUACAUCAUCAGCUCCCUCAAGAAGGAGAUGCCCAACAUGUUCGGCAAAGAGAGCAAGAAGAAGGAGCUGGUGAACAACCUGGGCGAGAUCUACGCCAAGAUCGAGCGGGAGCAUCAGAUCUCCGCCGGCGACUUCCCGAGCCUCCGCAAGAUGCAGGAACUCCUGCAGACCCAAGACUUCACCAAGUUCCAGGCCUUGAAGCCCAAGCUGCUGGACACAGUGGACGACAUGCUGGCCAACGACAUCGCCCGGCUGAUGGUGAUGGUGCGCCAGGAGGAGUCCCAGAUGCCCUCCCAGGUCGUCAAGGGCGGGGCCUUCGACGGCACCAUGAACGGGCCCUUCGGGCACGGCUACGGCGAGGGGGCCGGGGAAGGCAUAGACGACAUCGAGUGGGUGGUGGGCAAGGACAAGCCCACCUACGACGAGAUCUUCUACACGCUGUCGCCCGUCAACGGCAAGAUCACGGGCGCCAACGCCAAGAAGGAGAUGGUGAAGUCCAAGCUGCCCAACACGGUGCUGGGCAAGAUCUGGAAGCUGGCCGACGUGGACAAGGACGGGCUGCUGGACGACGAGGAGUUCGCCCUGGCCAACCACCUCAUCAAGGUCAAGCUGGAGGGCCACGAGCUGCCCACCGACCUGCCCCCGCACCUGAUCCCGCCCUCUAAGCGGAGGCUCGAGUGACCAGCUGGCCCCGGGCAGCCAGCCGGCGGGAUGGGGGGAGGGGAGGGUCGCCGGUUCUCAAGGCCCAUAAAGACUGAGUGGACCUGAAAAGGAAACCACCAUCUUUCUUUUAAAGGGGAGGCAGGGUGAUACUCGUAUGUGAAUGAUGGAAUUUUAUGCACAAGAACUAUGGAUAUUUUUAAUAUAUAUCGUUAGAGGCGGCCUUCUUUCUUGCCUCCUCCUCCGUCUGACAGCCCCAUGCCUUCACACACUCAGCUGGCCUCCCCGCCUGCCUCCCGCUCUGGCUGGGCAGCACUCGGCGCCCCAUGACCACUCCCGGUGCCCCCCUGGCAGCUGCCGGGCACUGGGCCUGUGUGGACAGGAGUGACCGGAUCUGGUUUAUUCCUAAGCUGAGCGAUGCUCCUGGCUGCCUCCCCAUGUCCCGGACUCGGUUCUUGUGCCUUCUGCCACCUCAGCCCCAGCACACAGCCCUGCUCUGCUCCCAUAGCCUCCCGCCCUCGCUUGGCAGUCACGGAAGCAAGGCCCAGCUGCCUCUGGGGGGUCGGGUGGGGCGUGUGUGAAAGAGAACAUGUUCCAGAGAUACAUAAGCUAGUGUCGGUUCUGUAAAAGGAACACCCCUCAUACUCGAUGAGUGUUCCAGUCCCUUCCCAGCCACUCCUCCAGAAGCUGUGAUUUUUGUCUCCGUCCCGCUCUCACCUGGGGCAGCUCUGCCAGGGGCCGUUAGGGUGUGUGCAGAGCUCCCCACAGGUGUUCUCUGUGGCACCCUCUCCGCCCCUGGACAUUCUGGUGCACCUCCCCGCCCCCCCUGGGGUGGGGGCCAGGUCCUCGAGAACUUGGCACAGUUUGGUGCUCCAGCCCCGGCCUCGUGGCCAGAGACCAGGGACAACCAGCCCCUUCCCUCCUUCACCUCCAUCACUUCCCAGGGAAGCCGCUCCGACCUUCCCUCCCUUGACCAAAGGAAGGUGGGGCGCCCUUAGAGCAACCCCUUCCCCAGGCUGAGGACCAGGCAGCGCGGCCAGCUCAGGCCGCCUCACUGCCGCCUCGGCCGGGCCGUCUGAGCAGCGUGGAGGCCGGACACACCGCUGGCUCCACGGCCUGCAGCCGUCACUCCCCGGGGCCUCAGGGAAUCCUGCACUCUGACCUCUCCAGCCCCCAGCGCUGCUCUCCAGGCGUCCGUCCGCGGGGUCCCAGUGGCCAGGAGCCGGCCCGGCCCGCCAGGCCGUACGGUGGUGGGUGAGGGUGACGUGCAUUGUUGAGAACUCAGUUUCCGGGGCAGUGGCUUUUCCACGCUCACCUGUGGGAAGAGAAGCAACUAAGACAAGACUUUCUUGAAUUAAAGAAGUUUGUGCUGAA